Eremomyces bilateralis CBS 781.70 is the source of this 1788-nucleotide messenger RNA. RefSeq lists its product as uncharacterized. Lineage: Eukaryota; Fungi; Ascomycota; Dothideomycetes; Eremomycetales; Eremomycetaceae. Bases 1 to 1788 code for a protein of 595 amino acids. The transcript is spliced from 3 exons. The record is from RefSeq and is a predicted model, not a curated record.
AUGAUAUUCAUAGAUCUGCCUGUCGAUGUCAAGACCCUCAUUGUCUCGCAUAUUAUCCGUCCCACCGAUCUCAAGUCACUCUGCCUCACCUCCAAGCAACUACACGCGAUCACCGUCCGACAACUAUAUCACUCGGUUACGCUUGAUGUUGGUGGGCCAAAUGAUGGCCAGCUCACCUCAUUGCUCAACGUCAAGAACAUCGGUCUCCCAUAUAUCCGUAAGCUCGACCUCUACCUGGCUGAUGUACCAGACACCUGCAAGUGCAAUCAGCUGCAGCAAGCAAACGUGGUCAUUCGCAUGAUCCUCGAGUUCCUGCCCGAGAAUAUCCUCGAGAAGUUCAGCUGGCACCCAUGGAGUCCCCUCAACGCCGACAAUCUCCUCUUGCUCUAUCGGAAGCAACGCCGGAUGAAAUGGAUGGAGGCGAUCGCUCUCGAUCGGGAUGUCCUCCCGCAGCUCGAGUCCGAUCCCUCGCUCAAGUUUGAUGAGCUCUUCGACAACGUCAAGAAACUCGGCCUCUACCCUGACUCUCGCGAUGUGCUGAAUAUGUCCCAUACGAUCCUGCGCCGCUCGAAGAAGGUCGAGAAGAUCACCCUGCACACCACCUUCGAGGAUAAUCAAGACAACCCGAUUCCUCUACGAGAGCUGAACGACAGCGCCACGGCGCCGGGCUUGAUCACGUCGACUUUGUUCCGCCAUAUGAUGCCGUUCGAAUCCUGUACUCCACUCCCCCUCCGCGACCUGACCCUUCAGAAAAUCGGCCUCCGGUAUGCGGCGUUGACGUAUUGCAAAGCCAUCGACUUCAAAAACCUGCGAGCCUUGCGCGUGUACACGUGUUCGGGCGCCGACACGCUGUUCGCGGAAAUGAGCCAGAGUUCGCGACUCCCGGAGCACCUCGAGUGCCUGGAAUUCAAGCACGAGGAUAAUGCCGAGAACGAUGCGCUGAACGCUGUGGACGGGUUCCUGUGCUUGGUCAGCGGACUGAAACAGCUCACGUUGGAUAUUUGCUAUGCGAAGCAGCUGCCGGCCGCCGCCGGGAUUGCGAGGCAUGGGAAAACGCUGAAGGACUUGAAUGUCCAUGCGUCGAAGGGCGAUGGGGACGAAGAGGAACUGGUGUAUGCGGUGAACGAAUUCGACAACAUCUGCCGAAAGGCAACGGGGUUGCAGCAGCUUAGCGUAGCCGCGCCAGCGACGAGCAUCACGAAGAUCGAGAGCAUAGAGUUUACAUCCUUCAUGAAUUCCGUGUCGCAGUUGCACGAGCUCGUCACGCUCCAUAUUACCACCUGGCCAACGAACAACCCUUCUGCGGCGCGGAUGCCCCGGAAGAUCUACGAACACCUUCUCCAGCUUCUCGCUCAAAACAUCUACGCUCGAUGUACUCCCUCGCACUCGAGCUCGACUACUUCGGUUCCCUCCCUCCCUCCAUUCAUCAACGGCGCCAGCACCACACCAACUACAUCCAACCUCCCUCCGCCACCCCCGCCACCUUCCGCCCCAUCCGACCCUCCACCAAGCACCGUCGCCAACGACUACCCCUACCGCAUCCGCAAAAACCAUCUCGUCCUGGUCGCAUUCGGCACGUCGGACCGGGUGUACGACCGCGAGGACUCGACGAACCAGGUCAUCUUCCUCCGGUCGCAGCAUACGGACCCGCUCGGCCACCAGUCCAUAGUUGCGACCCAGGUCGGUUGGUGCCUGCGCAACUACAUCGAGCCGAGGAGCGAUGUGCUGGAUUUCGGGCUGGCGAAGAGCUGUCGGCCGCCUGCAACGGAGGAGGAGGGGGAUGAUUGA